CACGCACGCACGCGCACCACGGACGGACGGAGCAACACACAACGGCGCGGUUACAACACUCCCGACUACACCGAGAUUGUGUUGGUGAUUAAUCAAAAAAAGGCCGUUCGCGAAAAUGGCCGAUGGACGCGAGCCACGGUUGUUUUCCACGAGGAGCCUAUACCAGUUGUGCGUGUCCGCGGUGGUUGACAGGUUCCGCAUCUACAAGCCGUACCUCGUCGACUUGCCCAAGAGCGUGCGGUUCGAUCUCUAUUAUCAGUUGUACAGAGAGAGGAGAUUAUGCAUACUAGGGGCGGAAUUAAGCGAUCUGGAGACUUUCUCCAAGAUGCUCAAGGUCACCAACCGUCGACUACACCUCCUGAGAAUAUUCCAGGCGCCAAUGGAUCACAAGAUAAGGAUAGCGAAACACCUGGUCGUCAGCUACAACAUGUACUGCUUUCCAGUGAGGGAGAGCCCCACGCCGCAGGAUAAAUUGAUAAAUCUAGGUUUGAGACUCGGCGGGUUCCUCAGCGACGCCGGUUGGUACUCGGAAAGUGAGGAGGUGUUGUUGGCCUGCAAACAACUAUGUAUGGCUCACAAUCAGACCCCCAAGGAUUGGUGUAGAACGUUAGAUUGUUGUCACAAACUGUUACAUGCACAAGCGGCGUACUGCCAUUUCGACGGAGCUGCCGAGACUCACCAGCUUGCCUUGGAAAUGAUAGAAAAGUUAAAAAGCAGUCCGUACGAUAGCAACCACGCUGCCCUUUUUGCAGAGUUCAGUGUAUUAUUCUACAUACGCAGCGAAUACGAUGAAGCGUACAGAUGGAGCAUAGAGGCGUUAAAGCAAUUAAAAGAUUCACUUCCCGCGGGGGUCAUCGUCGACGUUCUGCGACAAGCGGCGAAGUCGUGCGUGGUGAAACGGGAGUUCCAGAAAGCUGAUUUACUGAUCAAAGAAGCCGUGUACCUUGCGCGAGAAGUAUUCGAUACGGAUCAUCCAAAGUAUAGCGACGUUCUCAUCGAUUACGGAUUUUUCUUACUAAACUUCGAUAGCAUCAGCAAUAGUGUAACAAUAUACAAGACUGCGUUAGAUAUUAGAAGAACGAUUUUCGGCAGGACUAAUCUUCAUGUUGCCUUGGCACACGAAGACCUAGCUUACGCUCUCUACGUGCACGAAUACAGUUCCGGCAGAUUCGACGAGGCGAGCGAUAACGCUGGAAUAGCUAUAGACAUUAUGGAGAGACAUUUACCCCCGAAUCACUUGAUGCUCGCGAGCGCUAGGAGAAUAAAGGCGCUUAUUCUCGAAGAAAUCGCUAUAGAUAACGCAUCCACGCCGUUGUCGGAGCAAAAUCUCUUACUCAAGUCCGAGUGUCUUCAUUUGUCCGCUUUGGAAAUGUCGAAAACCGCGUUUGGCGAGAGAAAUGUGCAAACGGCGAAACAUUACGGGAAUCUGGGUCGCCUGUACCAGAGUAUGAGGAAGUUUCAGGAGGCGGAAGAGAUGCAUCUGAGAGCUAUUGGUAUUAAAGAAGAAUUAUUAGGACUUAACGACUACGAGGUAGGCUUGAGUGUAGGGCAUUUAGCUUCGUUGUAUAAUUUCCACAUGAACCGGUACAGAGAUGCCGAAAAGCUCUACCAUCGUAGUAUCUCAAUCAGCUUGAAGUUAUUCGGAGAAGGUUAUAGUGGUUUAGAAUACGAUUACCGAGGACUUUUACACGUGUACAGUAAGUUAGACGAUCACGAGAAAAUAGCGGAAUACACGGACACAUUGAAUCAUUGGAAGGAGAUGCGAGACAAACACGCUCAAUCCGAGGAACCACCGAUCGAUGUACAAAAACGUCCACAGCCAAUCAAGAACGUAAUGAAUGUGUUCUUUUCCAUGUGAUAUACCAAUAAUCUAAUUCGAAUUUUUAUGUCAUUAUAUAUUAUCAAGCAACUCGCUCGUCUCGUUACGUUUACAAGACAUUGGGCCAAAGUAGGAAAGGAAAGAAUAAAAAAAAAAGGUUACAACUCGCAUUAGAAAUUUGUAAAUUAACUCCAAUCUGAUCGUACGAGUUAAUAAUUACGUCUGUCUUUAUCUAUUUUAUAACACGUACGUAGAGUAUCGGUACCACGUAAGAUGUCGUAAGAAGUAAAUUGGAAUUAUCAGUGCGAUAUUAAAUAUAUUAAAUUCAAACGAUACAAUGUUGAAAAUAUUAACUUAAUUUAUCAAUUAUUUUCAGUAGUCUUGAUGAUAUUGCGAUAUAAACAUUGAUGGGGCUUUCUUCUUCUCUUUUUUUAUAGUUUGAGUUGCUGUGCUUGUUUUGAUUUAUAUUUAGACUUGAUAUUCAUGUUUUAUCUCGAUGUAUUAAAAAUUCUUGCGCAUAAAAAUAUAUCUUUUUUAAAUAUUUUGUAUUUAUAUAUAUAUAUAUAUAUCUCAUUUUAAUAUAAAUUUGUUUUAACCUGUAUUUGUAUAUAUGUAUGUUUUAUAUAUUUUACGAUUCGCUACUCGUUGCUGGCUCUACUUCCCAAAGAGAGUCGCUCAGGUUUCACAUAAAAUGUUUUUUUUUUUUUUGUUACGAUUGCUUGUCAAACGCAUUUAUGACAUGUUUAAUUUCAUUGUUCAUCUCAGGAUUACAUCGAUCAUAGGUCUUCACGCAUCGCAUAAUUUUUAAGUAACAAAAAAUAUUCAAAAUACAUGUGCGCCUGUGUUCAUAACAGUAAUGUAGUUAGAGAUAGAUAAUUAAAGCUAAUUAAAACUCGAUGAACAA
Wasmannia auropunctata (little fire ant) is the source of this 2723-nucleotide messenger RNA. It is a transcript of the gene Pat1, whose product is annotated as amyloid protein-binding protein 2. Gene Ontology annotation, biological process: intracellular protein transport. The transcript has 9 exons. Gene Ontology annotation, molecular function: protein binding. Bases 116 to 1858 code for a protein of 580 amino acids. The record is from RefSeq and is a predicted model, not a curated record. NCBI's taxonomy places the organism in Eukaryota, Metazoa, Arthropoda, Insecta, Hymenoptera, Formicidae.